AUGGCAUCAAGGAAAGAGAUGCAGUUUGAAAAGUUAAUUGACGAAGCUAUAAGAAAAAAAGCUUUCCAGUCACUAGAACAAUUUCUGGCAACAGAAAACUGUGAAAAUGUAUCUUACAAAUGCAGCAAACAGUUUGUCAACAAAUUGGACAAGCUUCUCUGUCGGGAACUUGACAAACAAGAAUUCAGAAGCAUUUGCACUGUACUAAACUGUAUUCAAAAAUAUGGGAAAAACGUCAGCAUAGCAGGAGAAGAUGGGCUCCCAGCAAUGAUGAAAUUUGGUCUUAUCGGAAGGAUGGCUAAUUGGUUUGAAAAGGUAAAAGAAAUUGUCAUCCAUGGUGGAACUGAAAAGAACGAAGCGCUUAUAAAUCUGGCUGAGGAUUUCUUCAGUGUGUUGCUGGCUAUAUGUGAUAGCGGACUUGAAGGUAGAAUGCAAAUACUAGAAAACUUUGUUCUGAGAACAUGUAUCCUUAUCGCUGAUGUGAGAGUUAGUGUUUAUGUUCAGCAGGAGGUAGUAAGAAAACUUAAUUUAAUGCUUGACAACACACCUCGAGAUGCCAGGAAAAAGAUAUUUUCUACAAAGGAAAUGUUGCUUGCCAUGAGUGACAUGGGAGAAAGAAUUUUGGAUGCUGGAGACUAUGACCUGCAGGUAGCCAUUACAGAAGCUUUAUGCAGAAUGGUAUCGCAGAAACAGAGAGAACAACUGGCAUGCCAGUGGUUUUCCAUGGAAUUCGUGUCCAAUGCAUUUAAAGGGAUUAAAGAUUCUGAGUUUGAAACAGAUUGCAGGAAAUUCCUUAACCAAGUGAAUGGCAUGCUUGGAGACAAAAGAAGGGUUUACACAUAUCCUUGUCUAUCAGCAGCUCUUGAUAACUAUGAGCUACAGAUACCAAUGGAUGAUAAUCUUGAAGAAUUUUGGGUUGAUUUCAAUGUUGGUAGCAGAAGUAUAUCUUUCUAUGUGGCAGCAGAUGAUGCAGAACAUCAGUGGGAAACAGUCAUUAUACCAGAAGAAGAGGUAGACCUCUAUACCCUUGAAGAAAAAGAUUCAAGGAAGUUAUUAACAAUAGAUCUAAAAAACCCAAUGAAUGUGGGUAAUCAAGAAGGACUGAAAUUUUUUUUGUAUUUUGAUUCUAUCUUGGAAAUCAAAGAUGUAACCAGAAAGACAUAUGGAUUUAGUAAAUGUAAGGGCUUUAGUAAGAAGCACUCUGCAUCUGUUGCCAAAACAACUGUGCAUGUCAUCUUUGAUGAAAGUGGAUCACAGCUUCUGGUACCAGAAAGCCAGUUGUCACCAUGUUUGGAAGAAAAAUCUGAAGGGGAGAAACUCAGUAAGUGCAAAACCCAGCAACUUCCUGUAACUUCAAGGACUCGGAAUAAAAGUAACGGUCGAGAAAAAAGCAAGGAUGAUUGCUCCAAGAUAACUGCAUCUUGUAAAAGGAAGGUGUCAGAAGCAUCUGUGCUUGUUCCUGGAAUUGCAAGAUUUCCUACAAGGAGUCCACUAGUAUUUGGUAGCACAUCCACUCCUUGUAAAGGACGAUUUAAGUUGCCUCUGGAAAUGAUGAGCUCUGCUGAAAGGUCGAAUGAUAUUGCAAUAAAUGAGACCAGAACAAAUAACUUUUAUCGGGAAUCUACUGGAUCAUGUGCUGAAAAAGCUGUAGAAAUUAUGCAAGAGGCACAAAUUGAGGCUGUACAAAAGCAAACUUCAGGUGAAGCGUUAGAUUUUGUUCCUGAUUCUCAGCCACUGGGGAGAAGCAACAAAUCUUUGCCAUCUGAUCUUCUGGAGAGUUCUUUGGAUAAAAUCAAAACAUGGAAAAAAAGAGCAUGCUCUGUUCCUGAGAAGAACAUAACAGCUGGUGAUACGAAAAAGCUAAAUCCAUCGCUGGCACAUACAUCCCAACUAGCUAUAAUGUCUGAAACAUCUUUGCAUUAUGAUUUCACAAAUGAGGAAUCUGAUGUUCUAUUUAAAAAAGAGACUGAAAAUGCAAUACCAUCAAAGACUAAACCAAAGUCUAAAGAAAUGAUGGAUGCAACAAAAUCACUCAUAAGUAAAAUCAGUGACAGAUACAAACUAAAUGCUGAUAACAAAAGCAAAGCAAGAGACUCUUUGAGUUUUAACAGGCCACAUUUAAAUAAAUCCUGUGUCUUCAAGGACGAACUUCAGGCUAGGAGCCUGAGGACCAUUCCUGCUGUUAAUACAACUGCUAGUCAUAUAACGGAUGAUGUCUACAACUUUAACAUCUGUGGGUUUGAUGAGCCUACAAUAAAGCUUGACGUCCAAGAACUGAGUGUUACUGAACUGAGUGUUCGUACAGAUCCAGCCGAAAAAGGGAAUGCGGAUGACAGUAAAACUACCACCGAAGUCACAGGAAGAAAAAAAACUAGAAACAAUCAAAACAAGAAACAUCUCUUCAGUGACACAGACACAGAAUACAGAGAUGAUGGCAGCAAGACAGAAGUUAGUUGGCUAAUAGAAUCAAAUAGAAAAUCUAAAGACCGAAUAAUUGAUUACAGUAAAAAUAAGAAUUUGUGGAAACCGAAGAGCCCAGACAAAACAGAUAAAUCCUAUGAACCUGCCUGCCACAUGGAGAAACCUAAAGGCAAAAAUGCAAAUAAGAAAAAGAUAAAUGAAUGUAAAAAGCAGAAUGCGAGAACUGAUGGAAUGGCAGAACAAAGCACCAGAAAAAAACUACCUCGAAGAGCAGCAUUAGCAAAAAAUUACAAAGAGCCUUCCAGCUCAGAGUCAGACAGUGAAAAUGAAUCUCCAGUGUGUACCCCUAAGGAGGAGAAACCAAAAAUACAGAAGCAUAUGAGUGGUAAAAACAAGGAUGAUAACCAGCAAAAGAAACUCCAGAGUACUCUGUAUUUGGAGCCAAAGGCAGGAGCUUGCUAUGUACAAAAGGCAUUUAUUAAAUCAAAGAAUUCUACAGAACUAAAGGAAACUGAAAUUCCUUCAUUUGAGUGUCCUGCGUCUCCUGAGACAAUGAGAUGUGCUGAAAGAGUAUCAGAAGGAGAUGUUACUCAAGAGCAUGCUUACAGUGAUAGAUCACCUAGUCUGCAGGAGUCAACACCAGAACAAAGGGAAACGUUAAGCUUUGAGAAGAAAAUCUCUCCCAAAAAUCUCUUUCCCCCAAAAAAGGAUAUUCAAAGUGUAUGUUUAAAUCAGUCCCCCGAGGCAACUGUUAAAAAGUUAACAUUUGGAAAUAAAAAUUUCUCACCGGUUUUAACCGAAGCAUCUUUGAUCCACUUAACAACAUGUAAAAUUGUCAAUGGAAAACAGGCAAAGGGAUCUGUAUCUGAACCACAUGAUGAUAAUGAAGAUUUAAGUUUCAGCCAUUGCUUUUCAGACACACUUUCUAUUAAAGGAAAGCAACAAGAUAUCACUAGACCUAUCACCAAAAGUAAAGAUGAGGAUUGUGUAACACCAGCUCCAUCUCUUUCCAGUGGAAGUAAAGCACAGUCUUGGAAUGAAGAACCUCAUGGUCCCGUACAUAAGACAGGACCAACUGUACAGAAAUUUUCCAAACGAAGGUACCACAGUGGUACAGAAAGCAAUUCUGAUGAAGGAGAAGAAAGCAGUGAGGAGGAGGAGAAGAAAGGAAAGAGAAGACCAAAGUUACAGCCUAGAAAAUUAUUUAAAACAGCUGAUUCUGGUACUUACAAAGUGUCUGAAAGCAUAUCUACUGUCUCUCUAAAUGAUCUGGCUGUUUCGGAUGGGGAAAGCUGGGAACCCAAUUGUUUAACUAUCAGCAUAUGCCAGAAGCUCCAAAAAGAAUUUACUAAGAAGAUUGAGAGGCGCUCACAGAAAAUGGAUCAUUUUACCAAGCAAUCAUUAAGAGCUGUCCAUGAGCAUUUGGCAACAAUGAGUUACCAGCUUCAUGAAUGCAGGAUCAGGCAGAUGGAGAAAUUUCAUUUUGCUCUUCUUGAGGAACUUGAGAAUUUUGAAAAAGAUUCUCAGUCCCUGAAAAGCUUGGAAAAAGAAUUCUCGAUCUUUUGGAAAAAACAUACACAGACUUUUAGUACAUACAGGAAAAAUGAGCAACAAAGAGUCCAGAUUCUUAGAACUUCAUUUGAAAAAAGUAUCUACCAUACAUCUGACCAUGAAGAACAUAUUUUUACUUCAGAGAUGCAUCUAAUGAAAGAAGACAUAAAAGGACUCCAAGAAAAACUUCUUCGAGAAAUGCAAGAAGAGGAACUGUGUAAUGUUCGCAGAGCAUUGCAGACAAUAUUUCAGUCAGAAGACAGAAUUCCGAAGUAA
Indicator indicator is the source of this 4248-nucleotide messenger RNA. It is a transcript of the gene SYCP2, whose product is annotated as synaptonemal complex protein 2. The transcript is spliced from 43 exons. The coding region runs from base 1 to 4248 and encodes 1415 amino acids. The record is from RefSeq and is a predicted model, not a curated record. Lineage: Eukaryota; Metazoa; Chordata; Aves; Piciformes; Indicatoridae.